Messenger RNA from Enhydra lutris kenyoni (northern sea otter), 1413 nucleotides. Its product is annotated as potassium voltage-gated channel subfamily A member 7. Gene Ontology annotation, molecular function: protein binding; delayed rectifier potassium channel activity. NCBI's taxonomy places the organism in Eukaryota, Metazoa, Chordata, Mammalia, Carnivora, Mustelidae. Gene Ontology annotation, cellular component: voltage-gated potassium channel complex; membrane. The record is from RefSeq and is a predicted model, not a curated record. The transcript has 2 exons. Gene Ontology annotation, biological process: potassium ion transmembrane transport; protein homooligomerization. The coding region runs from base 43 to 1413 and encodes 456 amino acids.
GGGCCACACGUCCGUCCGCGGGUCGCCGGGGCUGCGCGCGCCAUGGAGCCGCGGUGCCCGCCGCCGUGCGGCUGCUGCGAGCGGGUGGUGCUCAACGUGGCCGGGAUGCGUUUCGAGACGCGGGCACGCACCCUGAGCCGCUUCCCGGACACGCUGCUAGGGGACCCGGCACGCCGCGGCCGCUUCUACGACGGCGCGCGCCGCGAGUACUUCUUUGACCGGCACCGGCCCAGCUUCGACGCCGUGCUCUACUAUUACCAGUCGGGCGGGCGGCUGCGGCGGCCGGCGCACGUGCCGCUCGACGUCUUCCUGGAGGAGGUGGCCUUUUACGGGCUGGGCACGGCGGCGCUGGCGCGCCUGCGUGAGGACGAGGGGUGCCCCAUGCCGCCAGAGCGCCCCCUGCCCCGCCGCGCCUUCGCGCGCCAGCUCUGGCUGCUCUUCGAGUUCCCCGAGAGUUCGCAGGCCGCGCGCGUGCUCGCCGUCGUGUCCGUGCUCGUCAUCCUCGUCUCCAUCGUCGUCUUCUGCCUCGAGACGCUGCCGGACUUCCGCGACGACCGCUACAACCCGGGGCUCGCUGCGGUAGCGGCUGCCGGCCCGUUGCCCGCUUGGCUGAAUGGCUCCAGCCCAGUGCCCGGACCCCUGUCUCGCAUGCCCUUCGAUGACCCGUUCUUUGUGGUGGAGACGUUGUGUAUCUGUUGGUUCUCCUUUGAGCUACUGGUGCGCCUGGUGGCCUGCCCGAGCAAGGCAGCCUUUUUCAAGAACGUGAUGAACCUCAUCGAUUUUGUGGCCAUCCUACCCUACUUUGUGGCGCUAGGCACCGAGCUAGCCAGGCAGCGGGGUGUAGGCCAGCCGGCCAUGUCCCUGGCGAUCCUACGAGUCAUCCGUCUAGUACGUGUCUUCCGAAUCUUCAAGUUGUCCCGGCACUCAAAGGGCCUGCAGAUCUUGGGCCAGACACUACGGGCCUCCAUGCGUGAGCUGGGUCUCCUCAUCUUCUUCCUCUUCAUCGGUGUGGUCCUCUUCUCCAGCGCAGUCUACUUCGCUGAGGUUGACCGGGAAGACUCCCAUUUCACCAGCAUCCCCGAGUCCUUUUGGUGGGCGGUGGUCACCAUGACCACAGUUGGCUAUGGAGACAUGGCACCCGUCACUGUGGGCGGCAAAAUAGUGGGCUCCCUGUGCGCCAUCGCUGGAGUGUUGACCAUUUCCCUUCCCGUGCCGGUCAUUGUCUCCAACUUCAGCUACUUUUACCACCGGGAGACAGACGGUGAAGAGGCUGGGAUGUACAGCCAUGUGGACACGCAGCCGUGUGGCCCACUGGACGGCAAGGUCAAUGGGGGGUUGAUGGAUGGAGAGAUGCCUGAGCUACCACCUCCACUCUGGGCCCCCCCUGGGAAACACUUGGUCACUGAAGUGUGA